CAAGAAGGAGAAGUGAAGUGAGAAAUCUUUUCUUCCUUUUUCGUGCCCCGUUUUGAUUGUUAAUCUCUACGCGUGGGGAUGUGAUGUUGCUGCUGGAGGGGUUUUAACAUCAGUAAUUGCUAAUCCAAGUGGCCCCUUCGCCUUCCUCUGCUUCGCCGUUAUAUAUUGGAGAGGAAGCCCCCCCACCAUUUCCACUUCCACUUCCCACUCAAAUCCAUUCCCUUCAUUCUCCUCUGUUUUGCUGCCUUGUGGUAAGUCACUUUUUGACGAGAGUCAGAGAAAAGAAAAAAACAGAGCAGGAGAUAGAUAUUUUAUCAUCAAAGUUUAGAGAGAUGGGGAUGGAGAUGGAAACAAUGGAGUCGAAAUUCAAAAGGGUUUGUGUUUUCUGCGGGAGUAGCCCUGGGAAGAAGACCAGCUACAAAGAUGCUGCCAUCGAGCUCGGCAGAGAACUGGGCCAACAUUUAAGAUUUGCUCUGUUUUUUUCCUAUUAUCCUCUGUAUAAUAAGCUAAACCAUGAGAGGGGUUUUGGUGGUGGGUUUUUGAAGGUGUCGAGGAAUAUUGAUCUGGUGUACGGAGGAGGUAGUAUCGGCCUGAUGGGACUCAUUUCUCAAGCCGUUUACGAAGGAGGCCGCCAUGUCAUCGGGGUCAUUCCCAAGACAUUAAUGCCCCAAGAGAUAACUGGAGUAACAGUGGGAGAAGUGAAAGCAGUUGCAGACAUGCACCAAAGAAAGGCAGAGAUGGCUCGCCACUCCGAUGCAUUCAUUGCUCUACCUGGUGGUUAUGGGACACUAGAGGAGCUUCUUGAAGUCAUAACUUGGGCCCAGCUAGGGAUUCAUGACAAGCCGGUGGGAUUGUUGAACGUGGAUGGGUACUAUAAUUCACUAUUGUCAUUCAUCGACAAAGCUGUGGAGGAAGGCUUCAUCAUUCCGAGUGCACGCCAUAUCAUUGUUUCUGCACCCAAUGCCAAAGAUUUAGUCAAGAAAAUGGAGGAAUACUUGCCAAGGCAUGAGAAAGUUGCAUCAAAGCUUAGCUGGGAGAUUGAGCGCUUGGAAUUGGGUCAUUCUGCCAAAUGCGAAUUCUCUCGAUGAAACCAACAACCAUUAGAAUUGUAACGAGAAAAGAAAAUGAUGGCAAGGUAGUUUCCAGCAUCGCUUUUUUUUUUAUGUUGGAAAAUUGUAAUAUAUAUUUCGAUUUGAGCUUGAAAGAAACAAAUUAACCUAAACAAGGUGAACCAGCUGAGAGGGAAGCUUUGGCUGCCCCGUUUUAAUGUUUCUACUUUCUAGUUCACUUUUCGGAGUUAUAUUGUUACUAUAUAGAUAUUAGUCUAAUUUGUCUAUUCGAAUCAUACAUUAUCGUAAAAUGCACUUUACUUUUUCUUCCUUUUUUUGUUCGCUUAAUGUUUCUUCUAUUUCAUCAAA
Linum tenue is the source of this 1418-nucleotide messenger RNA. Lineage: Eukaryota; Viridiplantae; Streptophyta; Magnoliopsida; Malpighiales; Linaceae. The record is from the annotation of a GenBank genome assembly.